This is a messenger RNA of Gadus chalcogrammus (walleye pollock), 4578 nucleotides long. RefSeq names its product KIAA1549-like a. The record is from RefSeq and is a predicted model, not a curated record. NCBI's taxonomy places the organism in Eukaryota, Metazoa, Chordata, Actinopteri, Gadiformes, Gadidae. The coding region runs from base 1 to 4578 and encodes 1525 amino acids. The transcript has 23 exons.
AUGCUGUUACCGGUUUGCUUGGCGACAAACGGAAAAAAGCCACUGGCGACGAAUGGCACGCUGGCCAGGUGUUCUCUGACCGUGUGGACCCUGGUGCUGCUGCUGCUGCACUGCUCCCUAGCUGCCGAAGUGGCCAAACCCUCAGACAGUCUGGGAGCCUCCAGGGAGAUUGAACCCGGUCCUGCAGAUGCUACUGGAGGAGCGGGUUCCAACGCCCGGGCCGAAGCCGGCACGGAGGAGUGGAAGCCGGGUGUCGGCGCGGGGGCCGUCACGCCGGCCCGGCCCAGGGAACCAGCCGCCCUCUCCCCCCGGGGCCACGCCCCGCCCCGGGGGGAGAGGGGUCCGGAGGGGAGGGCUGCCUUCAUGCUGGUGGACCCCCUCGCGGGGCCGCUGUCGGCCGGGGGCCUGCCGCUGGGACUGCUGUCUAAAGCCGCCUGGGCCAGAAGCUCCUCGUCGAUGCCCUCCAAGACGCCCAAGCCCAAGGCCGCGUCCCAGCCUUCGUCCUCCGCCGCGGCGCGCGCCGCCAGCCGGGAGAACCAAACGGCCGCCACGCAAACGCUGUCCCCGGGCGCCAGCAGCGCCAACCUGUCCAGCAGCAACCCCAGCUCCGACGCGGAGGAGCCAAUGAGCAGCCUCCCCGCCUGGGACCUGCCCACCAUCCCGGAGUCUCUGCUGUCCAACCUCGGCGACAACGACAUCACGCUGCCCGACAACAUCACCAGCCCCUUCUCCACCCACCAGUGGAACACCACCGCCGCCGGGCGCCCUGGGAACAGCUCCAAGCAGAGCCCCACCUCCCCCACCCCCACCUCCUCCACCCCCACCACCUCCCCCACCACCCCCACCUCCUCCACCUCCACCUCCACCUCCAGGAUGCACCUGACUCCGCCUCUCGCUGUCACCACCACGGCCGCACCACCGCCUCCCUCCACCGGGGGCACCACCCUGCGGGCCCCGCUGGCGUCCCCCACGGCCCCGGGGCCCCGGCACACGGGGGCCGCCGGCAGCCGCCAGCCGACCUCGGUAACCGCGGCGACGCCUCCUCCUCUGACGACGCCCCCACCCGCUGCGAACGGGUCACGGGGCGCCGUGGCGGGAACGGGCGGGCCGGCCCCGACGUCUGCCCCCCCCGCCGCCGUGAGCACGCAGCGGGCCCCCGCCGGCCCCCCUGCCUCGGAGGAGGCCCCCCCCGCCGGACCGGCAGCCUCCCCGACCAGCCCCGUUACCGUGACGACCACCACGGCCGCCAUGGCGACCUCCCCCCCAACCACCACCGCCGCUACAACCACCACCACGCCUCCAACCACCACUGCUCCCCCCCCCACCACCACCGCCACCCCCACCACUACCACCGCCGCCCCCACCACCACCACCACCACCGCCCCCACCACCACCACCACCACCGCCCCCACCACCACCACCACCGCCGCCACAACGACCACACCUGCGCCAACGACGACCAGUACGACCACCACCACCACCGCCGCUGCUACGACCAGCACCACCAGCAGAACCACCACCACCGCAAAGACACGCACCACCGCCGCCGCCGCCGCCGCCGCCGCCGUCCCGGAGCGGACCACGCCGGCUCUGCCCACCACCACGGAGCCUCCGCCCAGCUCCACCUCCGAGGAAGGGGCGCUGCCCUGCAACAUCACCGAGAAGUACUGGCUCAAAACGGUGCUGUCCAUCCAGUUGCGCCGGAACCGCCUCGAUCUGAUCCUGAAGCAGAAUCUGGCCAAAGGGCUGAGCCACGCCCUGCAGCGAGCGCUCAACGACACCAACGCUAGUGCUCAGAUGGAGCAGGACGCCUGCAGCCCCUACAACGUCACGCUGGCCUACUACGUCACCAGCGGGAAAACCAUCUACAUCGCCUCGCUGGUGGUGGAGGCCCUGAACGUUUACGGCUUUGACAAGCUGCUGUCGGACAUCAGGCAGCACACCCCGUUGGUCAAGGCCGUUCUGGUUCCGGUGGCCACAUGGCUGCCGGCCCCCAGUGUACAUCUGCAGCUGAAAACAGUGCUGCGCUUCAUCGGCCCCACGGACAACGUCUACUCCUGCAGCUUCGUGCAGAUGCUGGAGCAGCGGCUGGAGAACGCCUUCGACGAGGCCCAGGACAAAGUGCUGGAGACCUACAGCCGGCUCACCGUGGAGAUCCAGAGUGUGUCCCAGGUCCCGGCCUCCCCCUCCGUGGCGGUGGUGUACGUGGUGCGGAACCAGGACGCCUUGCUCAACGGCACCAUCUCCAGCGGCCUCCUCAACCAGCUGACCGCCGAGCUGGUGGGCUACUUCCUCUUCUACCCCCCCCUUCUCAUUGCCGAGCCCCUAGAAUACCACAACCUGAACACGUCCGCGGCGACAAAGAGCUAUUGGGUGAUCACAGUGAUCCAGGACGUGGACACUGGUUCCCUGGAGACCAGCUACCAGAGCUUCGCCAGCCUGAUGGAGCAGCGUCUGGCCGAGCUCUUCCUGGUGGCGGGGCGUCAGGGCGCCCAGGUGGCCCGUGUCCGCAGGGCCUCCAGCGUGGGGGGAUACACCGUACAGAUGGUGAGCAUGCGUCGCCUGGCAGGACCCAAGGACCCAGCGGAGAUGACCUACUACGCCCAGCUCAACGGAGAGCCCAUCCUGGGCACGGCAGCCGCCAAGACCCUGAGCACCCUGGACUCCCAGACCAUGGCCCUGACCCUGGGCUACUUCGUACAAGUACAGGCCGAACCUGUGGUGAAGACUCCUCCCGGUAACCUGUGGCUGCUGGCCGUGAUGACCCCCGUAGUGCUGCUGUUGGUGGUGUUGGGCAUGGUGGCCUUCAUCCUCUGCAAGAGGAACCGGGUCAUCUUCAAGACCAGCGCCUUCAGGACCUUCAAGACCCGCUCCAAGACCUCGUAUCGAAGGGAAGGCAGUUACCACCAUCAGCCAGUCCAAGGCUUUGACUACGCCAAGAAGCACAUUGGUCGGCCCGGGGAUGAAACCACCUCUGUUACCAAGGAAACGCUGUUGCUGGCCCUCCCGGCGCGGGACGCUCCACUGUCAUUGGAGAGGAAGGCCUACCAGGAUGGGACAGCCAAUAAGAGGCCUUCGUCCACUGACAUGCACAAAGGAGGGCGGUUGCCGAGCGAGGAGGGCGGCUCCAUGUCGAGCGACGGCUCCGGGAAGCUGAACACGGGGAAGUCGUCAUCGACGCGCAGGACCCUGACAGCGGGCAGCGUGGUCGGCAGCAGUAUCAAGACGAAUGGCAAGGAGGAGCUCCACAAGAGAGGCAAUAACGAUCCUUACGAGGACCACUCCGGCUCGCUGCGUCUGAUCACCAUCAAGCCCAUGACAGCCCAGCCCACCUACUCCUACCCCUCCUCCUCCUCCCACAGCCAGGACUCAGUGGUCGUCAACGGGGAGUCCAACCACAGCGGGCUGAAGCAGAAGUCUGACAUCGAGCACUACAGGAACAAGCUCCGUCAGAAGGCGCGGAGGAAGGGCUACGGGGAGUUCUCACUCUCCGGCAGCGGCAGCCACGCCCACGGCCAGCGGGACGCCCGGCACGGUCGCCACGACAACGGGCUCAAGGAGCCGAUGACGGCGGAGGAGAAACGAGCCUCCUUUGCCGGAUGCCAUAAAGGGUACUCCCAGCGCGAGCCGGCCUACUGGAGCCGGCAGUCCCUGAGCAGCUCCAGCCCGCUGGAGACGGAGAUGGACCUGCUGCUGCUGCGGGAGCGCUCGCGCAGGGGCAUCCGCAACAACGGCUACGACGCGGAGGCAGAGCCCUUCGAGGAGACCAACGUGGACCGCCUCAUGACCUCGCUGGGCUUCGGCGGCGGCGGAACGGGCAGCACCAGGAACGGCAGCCUGGGGGUCAAGGGUCACCGCGGCUCAGACUCCUCCACACUCAGCUCCCAGCCCUCCAUCGACGAGGUCCGCUCGCAGAUGCACAUGUUGCUAGGCAACGCCUUCAGCCUAGGCCCCCCGGACCACGACCCCCCGUCGCCGCCGACGACGAGCAGCCACCAUCGCUACAACCCCCACGCCCACACCGCCUACAACCCGGCCCACAGCGCCCCCUACUGCGGGGGGGUGACCAGCGCCCCCGGCACCAUGAACCUGCCCUGCGGGGGGCGCCAGAGGAGCGCGCCCGGCUAUGGGGACAUGCACCAAUGUAGCCUGCCCAAACCGGGGUUCAGGUUCACCCAGCUCCCCGACAUGGGCGUCGGACCCCCCCCCCCACUGAUCCCCUCGCGGCCCGGCCCCCCCCCGGGAACCUCUGUGAGGCGAUCCACUCCAGAUGUGAGUUUGAAACCCCGCCUGGCUGAGACCCCUGAGCAGCACAACGGGGGCCCCUACCCCCCGCCCUCCCGCACCCCCUUUCCUGCUGUCACCGUGGACCAGUCCAUCAGCAGCUACUCAGGGAACCCGAUGACCGCCGUCUACGCCAUCUCCGCCAACCGCCCGGGCUACUCGGACUACUACGUCAUGUCCCCGCCCGCCUCCUACCGCAGUCCCUCCUGGAUGUCCUACCCGCCCGAGCAGGAGGACCUGCCCCGCCAGUGGAGCGACACCCCCAACUCCCGCCACCUGGAGACGAUCUGCUGA